UUACUCUUUAGUGUUGUGAGUUGUCACUUCGCCAGACGAAUGUCAGCGCUUCGUCUUUACUGGUGUUUCCUUUUAUUUUUAAAUUGGACGGAACUUUUGUUUAGGAAUUUAGUUAUUACAGUAACAUAAGAAAUGUUAAUAAAUUCGAUUCUAGUUACGUUAAAACUAUUCUAUUAAAUAUUAUUAGCGGUAUAAAAAUAGCAUUGUUAACGUCACCAUGGUUUUUUGAAGAAAGUUGUUUGCUAUAGCAGGUGAAAGCGUAUUUAAAAUGUUGCAUGCCAAAUGCUAAAGAAAUGUCGCCUCUCGUCCAUAAUUAGUAGAAAUUAUUUAAGUGAUUCAUAGCAACGUUCUUGAAGUCUGUGGGUCAAAAGUGAAAAUAUCCUGGACUAAUUCCAAGAAAAUGGCACUUACUAUGGAUCAGAAGAAUAACUUGGACUUUAUUUUAAAGAACUUACUCGCUGGUGGUGUUGCGGGCAUGUGCGCCAAGACUACAGUAGCUCCGUUAGAUCGCAUAAAGAUUCUCCUCCAAGCUCAGUCUUCACAUUACAAACACCAUGGAGUGUUUGGUGGACUUAUGGCUAUCGUGAAACAGGAGUCGCUCAUAGCUCUAUACAAAGGAAACGGUGCUCAGAUGGUCAGAAUAUUCCCCUAUGCGGCGACACAGUUCACAAGCUUUGAAAUAUAUAAACGGUAUCUCAGCGGGUUAAGCGUGCCUCUAGUUCAGCAUGGUGAUAAGUUCGUGGCUGGUGCUGGCGCCGGUGUGACCGCGGUGACCCUAACUUACCCCCUGGAUACAAUAAGAGCUCGUCUGGCGUUCCAAGUGACCGGCGAGCACAGGUACAACGGCAUCGUAGACGCCGCUACAACCAUAUUUAAGACGGAGGGCGGUAUACUAGCUCUAUACCGUGGUUUCGUUCCCACUAUGGUCGGCAUGGUUCCGUACGCUGGUUUCAGUUUCUACUGCUUCGAGUCCCUCAAAUUCCUCUGCAUGAAGUAUCUACCGAGUUCACUUUGUAAGAAGUGUGACAGAAACACUGGCGGUUUGGUCCUAACUAUUCCGGGUAAACUGGUGUGUGGUGGUCUGGCCGGGGCCGUCGCUCAGUCCGUCUCCUACCCCCUGGACGUCACCAGGAGAAGGAUGCAGCUAGCCCACAUGACACCAGACACCGCCAAGUUUGGAACGGGCAUGAUUAAGACCCUGACUCUCAUUUACCGUGAGAACGGUAUAGUGAAGGGCUUGUAUCGAGGGAUGACAGUUAACUACAUCCGCGCCAUACCGAUGGUGGCGACAUCUUUCUCCACGUACGAGCUGAUGAAGCAGUUACUCCACCUCGAUACUGGCAUGAAAAUAUCAUAACCACCGUAACAGUAUUAUAGUUUAUUUCGUAGUGAAGUUUUCAUCACUAAUUUAUUUAUUAUCUGUUCAUGUCCCGCUCUAUAUUGUCUCUGGGUUAGGAGGGUAUUGUUAUUUUAAGGUUAAAAUGUUUAUGUUCACGCCUAGGAUGGGGUCUAAAGUAUAAAAUUUUCUCGUCGAUGCACAAGAUAUUGUUUAAUAUGUCAAAUUAUUGCAUAUGAGUUAAUAUAGUGGUAAGUGGAAGCUACUGUCUGUUUUGUAUAUUUUGAUUUAUUUUUAUAUGAUGUUCGUGGACCAUGUGUGAACAGACAAAUAAACAUAUUUUUGGGAUAGUAAUAAAAAUCUAUUAUUUUUAUAUGAAUGUGUGUCGGCUCUCUGUAUAUUUGAAUUAUAUUUAGUAUAGUCAUAUACAUAUUGGAAUCCCCCGGCGUUACAUAAUUCGGUUAUUUAAAUGUUGACUGCCUUCUUUUGGUGAACAAAAUGUUUACAUGUAUAGAUACAGUGACAUAGAGCUCUUAACUCAAAUUGUUUACAGUAACGUGGUAACCUAGCACAGACGAGACUAAUGUUUUUAUAUAUACUGAUAGAGCAGACCAAUUUUUUUUCCAACAUAGACGCUUCUUUGAGUAACGGAUUUAAUGUUCCUCAUUCAACUUCAUUAUUCAAAUACUUUCAGUACUUUCAUUGAUGUUAUUGUUCAGUUUGUGACCUUUUAACCAACCUUAGAAAAUGUUUUUUAUUUUUUCCAACGACGACCGUUGGAUACUUAUUAAUUGACCUUAUCAUCUGUAUUUCGUUUAUCGAAGCUCACCAAACAGUUUAAGUUAUCAUGCCAUCAGAAAGCUCUUAAAAUUAUUUUAAAGUAUCCCAUAAUAUAAUUAGAUAAAAUACAAUAUAAUAGAAUAUAUAUUAUUACAUUUUAUAAUAAAAAUAAACAUUAA
This is a messenger RNA of Danaus plexippus (monarch butterfly), 2295 nucleotides long. Its product is annotated as solute carrier family 25 member 16-like. The transcript is spliced from 6 exons. Gene Ontology annotation, biological process: transmembrane transport. Gene Ontology annotation, cellular component: mitochondrial inner membrane. Bases 401 to 1357 code for a protein of 318 amino acids. Lineage: Eukaryota; Metazoa; Arthropoda; Insecta; Lepidoptera; Nymphalidae. The record is from RefSeq and is a predicted model, not a curated record.